AUGUUUAAAUUGUUCCAUUUCUUUGCUCUUGCAACAUUCCUUUUUGUUCGGAGUUCUUGUGCGCAGGAUGUGAAGGAUAAACCGAAUAUUGUUAUCAUUUUAGCCGAUGAUCUUGGUUCUUAUGAUAUCAGUUUAAGUGGAAAUAAUGAAUUUUUAACGCCUAAUAUCGAUGCUCUUGGCUAUCAAGGAGUAGUCUUCAACAGGCACUAUACUAUGUCAAUGUGUACUCCUUCAAGAGCAGCCUUGUUAACGGGGAAGUAUCCUAUUCAUACAGGGAUGCAACAUUAUGUGAUUCUCCCAGAUGAACCUCGAAGUUUACCUCUAAGUGAAAAGCUCCUUCCAGAGUACCUCAAAGAAGUCGGUUACAAGACUCACAUCGUUGGAAAGUGGCAUCUGGGCUAUGCCAGAAAGAGCUUCACCCCAACGCAGAGAGGUUUCGACACACACUUGGGCUUCUUCAAUGGUGGUAUUAGUUACACAAAUUACACUUUGUGGAUUAGAAAAGAAAUCUAUGAAGAAGGAUUUGAUUUUAGACGCAAUGAAGAAGUAUACAGAGACAUAGUUGGUCAGUAUUUGCCAGAUGUUUUAACUGACGAAGCUACAAAGGUUAUUUCGGAUCAUGACCCAAAUGAUGGGCCACUUUUUAUGUUCCUCAGUCAGCAUGCUCCACAUGCAUCAUCUGGAGAUAUAGCACUUGUGGCCAUACCUGAAGAUCUGGAAACAGUUGAUUACAUCAAAGAUCCAGAUAGGAGAACCUACGCUGCUAUGGUUAAGGCGUUAGAUCGAUCAGUUGGAAAAGUUGUUACAGCUCUCAGGGAAAAGAAUAUGCUUGAGAAUACGAUAAUCCUAUUCUUCUCUGACAAUGGAGCACCUGAAUCAGGACUCUUUGCUAAUUCUGGAUCCAACUAUCCGUUAAGAGGGCAAAAAGAUAGCCCGUGGGAGGGAGGAGUUCGUACUUUAGCAGCUGUUUGGAGUCCUCUCUUCGAAAAGCGUCACUACGUCUCCUCACACUUGGUACACAUAACAGAUUGGCUGCCAACUUUUCUUGAGGCGUCAGGUGCAACAACGUACACAUCAGAAAAUCUCGAUGGCUUUGAUAUAUGGUCAACGCUCUCACACAACCAUCGUCCUGUACGCAGAGAAAUGGUUAUUAACAUUGAUCCAAUAGUUGGGUACACUUCAUACUACUACAACGGAUACAAAGUAGUAAAUGGAACAACUUCAAACGGAGUUUAUGAUUCCUGGAUCAGGUCCAGGAAUUUUGACAUCAGUCCUGAAGCUCCUUCGUAUGCAGAUAUUGUCAUGAAUAGCUCAGUUUGGCAGGCUCUAAAUCCAUUCGCAACGAGGCCUCUGCAGCCAAGAGAUGUUGAUGAGAUCAGGAGUAAGACAAAGAUAACUUGUCACACACAGUAUAGAAUUUUUAACACCUGCAACCCCCUCAAAGCUCCUUGUUUAUUCUAUCUCGAUGGAGAUCCAUGUGAAAUGAAUAAUUUGGCACAUUUUUUACCAUUGAAAAUGGCAAGUAUGAGGAGAAGAAUUAAGAAUGUUAUGAGAAGGAUGGUACCACCUGGUAAUACCCCUGUAGAUCCAAAUGCAAAUCCCGCACUCAAUGAUGGACUCUGGACUUGGUGGCUUGAUCGUGAAAAUUGA
Molecule: messenger RNA, 1650 nt
Organism: Lutzomyia longipalpis
Lineage: Eukaryota; Metazoa; Arthropoda; Insecta; Diptera; Psychodidae
Product: arylsulfatase B-like
Exons: 3
Coding region: 1-1650 (549 amino acids)
Source: RefSeq, a predicted model, not a curated record